This is a messenger RNA of Acanthosepion pharaonis, 903 nucleotides long. The record is from the annotation of a GenBank genome assembly. Lineage: Eukaryota; Metazoa; Mollusca; Cephalopoda; Sepiida; Sepiidae.
AUGCCAUUAAGAAAAUCUUUGAUAAUUUCUCCCCUUCGUCAUUUUUGUCUUCACUCACUUCUUUGCGAUUUUCCCUCCCAUCGUAUAUUUCAUUUCAUUUAUUAUUUUUUUAUUUAUUUCUAUAUUUCUUCCUCCCACAUUAUUUGUUCCUCUUCUUUCUCUCCAUUCUUCCUCUCUUUUUCUCUCCCUCCCUCCCCACUUCUUUCUCUCUCAUCGCUACUCUUUCUAAUUCUUUCUUUUCCCUCCUUGCUUCUUUCUCCUCAUCCUUACUUCUCUCUCUCUUUGUCCUUACUUCUUUCUUUCUAUCUCUCUCCCUACUUCUCUUACCGUUUUCUUCUUUCUCUCUCUCUUCCCACUUCUCUUUUUCUCUUCCUCCUUCCACACUUCUUUCUUUCUCUCUACCCUACUAUUUUCUCUGUCUCCCUCCCCACUUUUUCCUCUGUCUCCCUCCCUACUUCUUGCUUUUUCCCCACCCUCAUCGUCACUGAUUUCUAUCUUUCUUUUCACCUCCCUUUUACUUACUUCUAUCUUUCUUUUCACCUCCCUUUUACUUACUUCUAUCUUUCUUUUCACCUCCCUUUUACUUACUUCUAUCUUUCUUUUCACCUCCCUUUUACUUACUUCUAUCUUUCUUUUCACCUCCCUUUUACUUACUUCUAUCUUUCUUUUCACCUCCCUUUUACUUACUUCUAUCUUUCUUCUCACCUCCCUUAUACUUCCUCCCUUCCUUCCUUGCUUGCUUCCUUCCUUCCAUCCAUCCAUCCAUCCAUCCAUCCAUCCAUCCAUCCACUUAUUUCUAUCUUUCUUCUUCUCUAUCUGUCUGCCUUUAUUUUUCCUUUCCUACUAAUCUUUUUCUUGAUAUUUUCCUCUCAAGUGAUAUCUAUGUUCUUUUUCCCUUUUUAG